Molecule: messenger RNA, 2289 nt
Organism: Urocitellus parryii (Arctic ground squirrel)
Lineage: Eukaryota; Metazoa; Chordata; Mammalia; Rodentia; Sciuridae
Gene: Rmnd1
Product: required for meiotic nuclear division 1 homolog
Biological process (GO): positive regulation of mitochondrial translation
Source: RefSeq, a predicted model, not a curated record
AUCAGCUGAUGCCUGUGUCUAGGCAUUAUUGUCACAGGAGAUACAACAUGAACAAACACAAAAAUAUGUUUCAUGGAGAUUACAUUUUAGAAGAGACAGAAGUAUUUCCUGUUUUAUUUUCCCUUUAGCAUUGUCACUGAUGUAUAUUUUACUGAUUUGCCACAUUUAUUGUUUGCCCCCUCGAAAUAUAAGGUUCAAAAGGGAUUUUUGUCUUUUAUUUUCAGUUGUAUUAUAAGCACCUAGCACAAUACCUGGCACUUGGUGAGGACUCAGUUCAUAUUUCUUGUUUGAAUUAAUAAACUAAAAAUAUAAGAUAUGCAAGUAAUGAUAAAUAAAAUGGAGAAAUAUAAAGUGAAGGAAAUCAGAAAUAGUGCCAAUUGUGUGUAUUGAAUGAAGUGUCUGGAGGAAGGCUUUGCUAGAUGGGAAAUAUUUGAAGGGGAUAAGGGAGCUAGGCUUAUAGAUUCCUGGGAGAAGAGCUUAGGGAACAAUUAGUGUGAAGAUCCAAAGGCCAAGAUGAGGAGCAGAGCUGUAGGGCAAGAGAUGUAGGAAAAGUCAGAGGGGUGGUGAAGAGCCAGAAAAUGUGGGUAUUUGAAGACCGUUUUAAGAGUUUGGAGCAUUUGUUGUAAAAGAAAUGUGAAGCCAUCAUCAAAUUUUGCACUGAGAAAAGAUGUGGUCCUGCUUCUCAAAGGAUCACUUUCAUUGGUAUGUGAGAAGAAUCUAUAGGAGGCCAAGGACAGAAGCUGGGAGACCAGCGUGGGAUGUGGUAAUGCCUGCCAGCCUUCUCAGAGCCCUGGCCAGAUCCCACAGUGUAUUAUCAAAAGUACAUCAGUGCCGAAGACUUGUUCAUCUAACGUUACCGCUCAAGGAACUUGAGGAUAAAAUAUGCAGCAACCCCCUGACAGUACACCAAAACUUGGAUUCAUUCUUUCCUGUUGCAGCAGCUGGUGGUUUGAAUGAGCCCCAGAUCCUGGAAAUGAACUGGAAAAUAUCAGAUAUAACCAAACUCUGUCCAUUAAAUACUGUAUAUUGCCAGCAUGAGAAAGCAGGUCUUCCAUCCAUGAAAUCGUAUCCUGCUCACAGGAAGGGGACCCACAAACCUAAUCUAUUGGGUUCUAAGUGGUUUAUAAAAAUAUUAAAGAGGCAUUGUUCAUCUACUUCAACUGAAACAGUUGUUCCAAAGCAAGACUUUCCGCAGAUCAAGAGACCACUGAAAGCAUCCAGGACCAGGCAGCCAUCCCGGACCAACCUUCCAGUUCUCUCUGUGAGCGAGAACCUGAUGCACUGCACAGCAUUUGCCACAGCAGACGAGUACCAUCUGGGAAAUCUGUCUCAAGAGCUGGUCGCCCAUGGAUACAUUGAAGUAACAAGCUUGCCUAGAGAUGCAGCAAAUAUUUUGGUGAUGGGUGUGGAAAGUUCUGCAAAAGAAGGUGAUCCUGGAACAAUAUUCUUCUUCAGGGAAGGAGCUGCUGUGUUUUGGAAUGUGAAAGAUAAAACUAUGAAGCAUGUAAUGCAAGUUCUAGAGAAACAUGAAAUUCGGCCUUAUGAGAUUGCAUUGGUACACUGGGAAAAUGAAGAGCUUAACUACAUAAAAAUAGAAGGUCAGUCAAAACUUCACAGAGGGGAGAUCAAUUUAAAUUCGGAGCUGGAUUUAGAUGAUGCCAUUCUAGAGAAAUUUGCUUUCUCCAAUGCCCUUUGUCUUUCAGUGAAACUGGCUAUUUGGGAAGUGACACUGGAUAAAUUUAUUGAGUCUAUUCAGUCUAUUCCAGAGGCUUUAAAAGCUGGCAAGAAAGUGAAACUGUCUCAUAAAGAAGUUAUGCAGAAAAUGGGUGAACUCUUUGCCCUAAGACACCGUAUAAACUUGAGUUCAGACUUCCUGAUCACUCCUGAUUUCUACUGGGACAGGGAAAACUUGGAGGAACUUUAUGAUAAAACUUGUCAAUUCCUUAGCAUUACUCGAAGAGUUAAGGUCAUGAAUGAAAAACUUCAGCACUGCAUGGAAUUAACAGAUCUAAUGCGGAAUCAUCUGAAUGAGAAGAGGGCACUGCGCUUGGAGUGGAUGAUCGUCAUCCUCAUCACCAUCGAGGUAAUGUUUGAGCUGGGACGAGUAUUUUUCUGAUCCUGUGAUAACCAAAGAGAGAUUCAAGAGAUAUUCAAGUUCUGCAAUCAAAAAUGAACAUUCACUACUGGGUGAUCUCUUAUUUAAUAGAUAUUUAAUUAUUUCAAAUAUCAAGAAAUUGUUACAAUGGUCUUUUUCAGCUCUAAAUAUAUUAUUGCUUGAAUAAAAAUUAG